ACAUCCUCAGAUUCCGUUUGCUGCCAUGAACUUCCACGGUUUCCACUUCCAUGGCCAUGUUGCCAUUCAGGAAAAUCCAAACUAGCUCUAGACUUCGCUAACCUACUUUUGGCCAUGGUGUCGUCGGGCGGAAAGCACCUGGCUCAGGCCAGGCGGACCUCCCUGAUGAGGAUUAGGAUAGGAGGGCUCUCUUUAUGCAGGAAUGCGGUUGUAAUUUCCGUUGUCGCGCUUGCUAGUGCGUUCGUCUUCUUCGGCUAUCGCCUGUCUAGUCCGUUGACGGCACCCGCUUCUUCCACGCUGAGUCGCGACAAGUCAGUAGCAACCACAGUAGACCAGGUUAUAUCUUCUGAGACGAAGAGUCUAGCAGCGCUGGAGCAGAUAGAGUCGCUUUUCCCGAAGGAGGUACUGGAUGUCGUAAACACGAAUGCGGCCGAUUCGUCCCUCCCUGACUUGCGGUCGCUGUCGGUGGAGGAACCUUCAUCGAUUGCUCUGGAGCGAAUUAAAGAGAGGCGACGGAAGGCGCAGUCCGUUCCCUCGGAGGAUCCACUUGCCACUUUGGGAGCUUCGACGGCUGAUCACGCCAGUCUGCUGGCUAAAGCUGCUGCAGAAGGGGAGGACCCCGAGUCGUUGAGAGCGAUGGAAGCCCUACUCAAGCCGGAUCCCAAUGAUCCUGCGCGACGGAUAAGACGAGAGAAUCGAAUUCGUCGGCGAGAUAAAAGGCUUCACGAGCUGGUCGCACAGGAGUCGACAGAGGACGACGCAGUGGAGGCGGAGGAGAAGAAGAAGAAGGGGUCUGGCUCAGAACCCGCCGUUGCUCUGAACAAAUACAGCAUAUGGCGUAGGGAGGACGAGAAGAUAGGCGGAGACCAGAUGGUUAGACUUAUUCAAGAUCAACUGAUCAUGGCUAGAGCGUACAUGGCGAUCGCCCAGCAGCACGGCGACUCGAAGCUUUCAAAGGAGCUGAAGAACAGGAUGAAAGAUAGCACCAAGUCGCUAGGCGAAGCAACGACAGACGCAGAGCUAGCUUCCAAUGCGGUGGAGAAGAUGCGGGCGAUGGGACAGCUGCUCGCCAGAGCGAGGGAUCAGCACUACGACUGCACGGGAAUGGUGAAGAAGCUUCGCGCCAUGGUGCACUCUGCGGAAGAGCAGAAUCAAGCUUUGAGGCAGCAAAGCCUUUUCCUAAGUCAGCUCGCAGCAAAGACCAUUCCGAAGGGAAUCUUCUGCCUCUCCAUGCGGCUGACUAUCGAAUAUAGCAACCUCUCUCCAGAGGAGCGGGAGUUUACAGGAAAGGAAAAGCUGGAGGACAACGACUAUCAUCACUAUGCGCUCUUCUCUGACAACGUGCUUGCAACAGCCGUGGUCGUGAAUUCAACUGUUGUCAACGCCAAUGAUUCCUCGAGACACGUCUUUCACAUAGUGACUGACAAGCUGAACAUAGCGGCCAUGAAGGCUUGGUUUCUUUUCAACCCUCCAAAGGAUGCAACCAUUGAGGUUCAAAGCGUUGAUAGUUUCACCUGGCUAAACUCGUCCUACUGCCCGGUUCUGAGGCAGUUGGAGUCUGCAUCAAUGAAGGACUACUAUUUCAAGACAGGACAACAGACAGAAACAGCGGGAGGCGCAACAGCAAACCUCAAGUAUCGCAAUCCCAAGUACCUUUCAAUGUUGAAUCACCUCCGGUUCUACCUGCCCGAGGUGUUCCCCAAGCUUGACAAGGUUCUGUUCUUGGAUGACGACAUUGUGGUUCAAAAGGAUCUCACACCGUUGUGGGAGAUUGACCUGCAUGGGAAUGUGAAUGGUGCAGUGGAGACAUGUGGGGCCAGUUUCCACAGGUUUGACAAAUACCUCAACUUCUCCAAUCCACUGAUCGCCUCGAAUUUCGAUCCACAGGCUUGUGGCUGGGCGUACGGGAUGAACGUCUUUGACCUGAAGCAGUGGAAAGUUCAAGAUAUCACUGGAAUUUACCACAGAUGGCAAACACAGAAUGAGGAUCGCACCUUAUGGAAGCUUGGCACUCUACCACCCGGGCUGAUCACAUUCUACAACAAGACUCAGCCGAUUGACAAGAGCUGGCAUGCCCUUGGACUUGGCUACAAUCCAAAUCUUGACAUGGACGAGCUCAACAGUGCCGCCGUGGUCCAUUAUAAUGGCAACAUGAAGCCGUGGCUUGAAAUUUCAAUGACCAAGUUCAAACGUUACUGGACGAAAUAUGUGAAGAUUGACCACCCAUUCAUGCAGCAGUGCAAUGUGAGCCCAUAGCAUGGCUGCUAGCUAGUUAGUCAUGAUAACCAUCCAUAACAUGUCAACUCUUGUAGGUAUUGUAUAUGCCUCCAAGAUCACUGGCACUGCUUAUUGUAGGCAAA
This is a messenger RNA of Closterium sp. NIES-67, 2360 nucleotides long. The record is from the annotation of a GenBank genome assembly. NCBI's taxonomy places the organism in Eukaryota, Viridiplantae, Streptophyta, Zygnematophyceae, Desmidiales, Closteriaceae.